This is a messenger RNA of Podospora pseudocomata, 1525 nucleotides long. RefSeq lists its product as uncharacterized. Gene Ontology annotation, cellular component: RNA polymerase III complex. Gene Ontology annotation, biological process: tRNA transcription by RNA polymerase III. The coding region runs from base 1 to 1425 and encodes 474 amino acids. The record is from RefSeq and is a predicted model, not a curated record. The transcript is spliced from 2 exons. Lineage: Eukaryota; Fungi; Ascomycota; Sordariomycetes; Sordariales; Podosporaceae. Gene Ontology annotation, molecular function: DNA binding.
AUGCCCCCCAAAACCGCCCCCAGAGGGCGUGGUCGAGGCAGAGGAGGUACCGCCCGCGGCGGCUCUGCCUCUGCCCCGGUCGCCGGCGAUGGUUCCGCCGAGCCGGCUACUGCUGUAGUCAAAUCCGAGACAGACACACCAGCGUCAGCUUCGACGUCCACAUCAGCCCCUCCCCGGGGCCGGUCAGCAACUGCGACACCCGCUGGUACCAGAGUACCUCCAAAGUUCAAACCAAAGAAUGUCCGUCGUAGCUCAGCAGAGCGUGAGAGACUUGCCCGCGAACUCGGCCAAAUCAGCAAGGCUAAGGACGAGGCCGAGGAGAAGCGAAAGGCUCGUUUAGCCAAGGCCAACGUACGAGGCCGUGGCCGUGGUGGCGGUUUCCGUGGUGGCGCUCGAGGCACAGUUGCACUCGGUCCUCUUGCUGGUGGAGGAGCAUUCGGCGGCGGCGGCUCCUCAGGUGGUGGUCGCUUUGGUAGGGCUGAUUACAUCAAGAACGAGGCCGGCGAUCUCUUCGGCAGUGACGGCAGAGUCAACGCGGAUCUAUUGCACGACUACGUCCAAGAUUACGAUGACGACAACAAAGACCGGCCCCUUAUGCCUAUGGGUAUCCGACGUGUGCAGCCAAAGUCUCAGGAGGACAGCACCGAAGACAAUGCAGACGAAGAGGAGGAUUCCGAUGAGGAGGGCCUCUUUGUGAAUGACAAGGAGCGGGCUGCGAAGGAUAGGCUUGCUGCCAAACAAGCCGCCAAGGUAAAGACUGAGGGCGGUGGCCAGGAUGUUGAUAUGGACAGCAUUCCCCCUCGCUAUGGGGAAGCCGACACAGCCGGCUACGAAGAUAUGUUACUGGUGGAUACGAGCCAGAAGCUCCAAAUCAGCAGCGGAAAAGCUGAGGAACUGCGGAGACAGCGCCGCCUCUUUUCGGAACCGUUGGACGACCGCGCGUUUAUCUUUCAGUUCCCCGUCAGACCACCGCUUUACGUCGUCAAAGAUGACGGCUCGCUCGCCAAGACUGAGGGCGACGACGAGGUGGUCACGCUGGAUGGUCAGCAACAGGGCAAUGCUCCCGUCGAUCUGACUACCGGGGUUAAGGAGGAGGAGGUAGCAGAGGAGGAGAGCAAGGAGGAAGAGGAAAAGCCAGUGGUGCCGCAGGCGGGAUAUCUGGGCAAGCUCAUCGUGCGAAAGUCAGGAAAGGUUGAGAUUGACUGGGGUGGCUAUCCCAUGGACUCGGGCACUGGUGUUGCGCCCAGACAUUUGUCGACGGCUGUUUUGCUUGAGAUGGAGGAUGCCAAACCGGGCGAGCCGCCCAGAGGGUUUGCCUACUCGAUGGGCCGUGUCGAAGCGGUCUUUUCUUCUGUUCUUAGGACCAGUGAUAUGGAGCCGUGGGUGGUGGAUGGGCAGGUUCCCGGUGCUGCUGGGAGCGCUUGAUUAGAUGGAAAGGCAGAUGGGAAUAAAAGUAUUGAUACCCUGUAGAGAUUUAGUCGUCCACUGUGUUGAAAUAGAGAGGACUUUUCCGUGCAAGUCGCGA